Messenger RNA from Paecilomyces variotii, 5868 nucleotides. RefSeq names its product putative AMP-binding protein. NCBI's taxonomy places the organism in Eukaryota, Fungi, Ascomycota, Eurotiomycetes, Eurotiales, Thermoascaceae. Gene Ontology annotation, cellular component: cytosol. The coding region runs from base 1 to 5868 and encodes 1955 amino acids. The record is from RefSeq and is a predicted model, not a curated record. The transcript has 6 exons.
AUGGCUGAGGAAGACAUCCAGGCUGCUUUGCAGGCCCUGGAGCAGGAAUUCGCGGAGGGCGAUAUCACCGAAAAAGGAUAUCAGAAACGCCGCACCCUUCUCCUUUCCCGAUUCCAUAAUGGCAAUCAGACCCCGGGCGUUAAUGCGGCACAAUCCUUGUCAGGCAGUGGUGGCUCCCCGGCCACUUCUCUCAUCGCAGCGACAACACGUCCCACCAGCGGUGGUUCAUACUCUCUGAGCAGUGGAAACUCGAACGCAGGCAUCGCACGUCAAUUGAUUCCUGGACGACGAGAUAGCAUGGCUGCGCCCUCUUUCGAUCGACGAUUCAGCGGAGCGAGCCAGGAGUAUAUACCACGAUUUAACGGGAACGCAGAGAUACCGUCCUCGGCCUCCCACGAUUCUCUCUUCCUACCCAAAGGACCUGCUCCUGCACCCCAUCACCCAGAUUCCAGAACGGCGACGUUGCUGAGCCAGAACUAUGCAUUUAACCCCAGUAACCAGCCUGGCUACACGGAACGGCCGUCGAGCGGUUACGACACGAGACAGUCGACCAUGCUGGAAUCUCAGCAAGGCUUCUUUUCGGAUUUCGCUGGUCAACAAAAUGAAGACUACAGAGAUAGUUACGAUGGCGGGUACCACCGGUAUUCUCAGUCUGAUGCUUUUUCGCCUACCGCAAAUAUGGCUCCGCCGUUAGUCCCUCCUACCGAUCUGUCUCACGGACGACCAAUUGAGCACCUCUUGCCUUUGGAGCCUCGCGAUGUUCCAUUUGCAGUAUACGACCCCCACGAUGGGAACACCUUGAUGUCGAAAUUCGAUAACCUCCCAGCUGUCCUGCGUCAUCGCGCCCGAACGCACCCGAAACAGCCGGCGUACUGGGUUCUCGAUCAGAAGGGCAAGGAAAUCGCUUCCAUCACGUGGGAGAAGCUCGCAAGCCGAGCAGAGAAGGUGGCGCAGGUGAUUCGGGACAAGAGCAAUCUCUACCGUGGAGAUCGGGUUGCGUUGAUCUACAGAGAUGCGGAAAUCAUCGAAUUUGCCGUUGCGCUGAUGGGCUGUUUCAUUGCGGGCGUUGUCGCUGUACCUAUCAACAACCUAGAAGACUACGCGAGUCUCAACGUGAUCCUCACAUCUACCCAGGCCCACCUUGCCCUGACGACGGAAAAUAAUCUGAAGAGUUUCCAGAGGGAGAUUACUACGCAGAAACUCAAUUGGCCUAGGGGCGUCGAGUGGUGGAAGACGAACGAAUUCGGAAGUUACCACCCAAAGAAAAAAGAUGAUGCUCCUCCGCUUCAGGUUCCAGACCUAGCGUAUAUUGAAUUCUCAAGGGCACCCACGGGCGAUCUUCGAGGUGUCGUGAUGAGCCACCGGACAAUCAUGCACCAGAUGGCGUGUCUCAGUGCAAUUAUAUCAACGGUACCCGGGAACUCGAGCAGCGCCGCACAGCACCAGACGAGCGUCCUCACCGGGAGGGGCCACGGCGAAACGAUCAUCAGCUACCUGGAUCCCAGACAGAGCAUUGGUAUGAUUAUGGGCGUUCUGCUUACUGUCUACGGUGGUCACACGACAGUUUGGCUUGAAGUUCGAGCGGUUGAUACCCCUGGACUUUAUGCCCACUUGGUUACCAAAUACAGGGCAACGCUGAUGGUGGCCGACUACCCCGGUUUGAAGCGAGUCGCUUACAACUAUCAGCAAGAUCCGAUGUCAACGCGACACUUCAAGAAGAACUCUGAGCCCAACUUUGGAAGCGUGAAACUUUGUCUCAUUGAUACCCUCACUGUUGAUCCUGAAUUUCAUGAGAUUCUUGCGGAUAGAUGGCUUCGCCCGAUGAGAAACCCCAGAGCUAGAGAGAUUGUCGCUCCCAUGCUAUGCUUGCCAGAACAUGGUGGAAUGGUGAUCAGUAUCCGGGACUGGCUAGGAGGCGAGGAGCGGAUGGGAUGUCCUCUGACCCACGAGAUGGACCCAGUCGAACCUCCUGAACAGCGAAAGAGAAAUGAAAAGGCUGAACACAAAAACGAAUUCGGCAGCAGUCUUAUUGGCGGCACUCCAGCUCCUGCCCCGAAGCAGCAAGGGGGUAACGAACUCGCAGAGGUGUUGCUCGACAAAGAGGCUCUGAAGAGCAAUGAAGUAGUAGUCCUGGCCAUGGGUGAGGAUGCCAGAAAGCUUGCCGAUAACAUACCAAACGCUGUCCGAGUUGGCGCAUUCGGCUAUCCCAUCCCUGAUGCGACACUGGCUGUCGUUGACCCAGAGACGAAUCUAUUGUGUACGCCGAACGUUGUUGGCGAAAUCUGGGUCGACUCACCGUCCCUCUCCGGUGGCUUCUGGGCGUUGCCCAAACAUACAGAGACCAUAUUCCAUGCGCGCCCCUACAAAUUUGAAGAUGGUAAUCCUACACCGGUCCUGGUAGAACCUGAAUUCCUCCGAACAGGUCUGCUCGGUUGUGUCAUCGAAGGCAAGAUAUUCGUCCUUGGUCUGUACGAAGACCGACUCCGCCAGAAGGUCGAGUGGAUUGAGCACGGGCAGGAGAUUGUGGAGCACCGCUACUUCUUCGUGCAGCAUCUAAUUAUCAGCAUCUUAAAGAACGUGCCAAAAAUCCACGACUGUUCAGCUUUCGACGUAUUUGUUAAUGAAGAACAUCUGCCGAUUGUCGUCCUCGAGUCGUUCUCUGCUUCGACGGCGCCAACAACUUCCGGCGGGCCUCCGCAGCAAUUGGACACUGCCCUUCUAGACUCUUUGGCAGAACGUUGUAUGGAAGUGCUUUACCAAGAACAUCAUCUACGGGUGUACUGUGUCAUGGUUACGGCCCCAAACACUCUUCCUCGGGUGGCCAAGAAUGGAAGACAGGAGAUUGGUAACAUGCUAUGCCGGAAGGAAUUCGAUAUGGGUACUCUUCCAUGUGUACACGUCAAAUUCGGUGUUGAGAGGGCAGUGAUGAACCUGCCGUUAGGAGUUGACCCGGUCGGUGGCAUUUGGUCUCCCAUGUCUUCCUCAGCAAGACAAGAAAUUUUGGCGAUGGAGGAAAAGCAAUAUUCUGGUGUGGAUUAUCGGGAUGUCGUCAUGGACGAUCGCACCUCUACUCCUCUGAACAAUUUCUCGACCAUUGUUGAUCUUCUGCAGUGGCGUGUCUCACGACAGGCCGAAGAACUGUCCUACUGCACCAUCGAUGGACGUGGCCGUGAGGGCAAGGGAGUUACAUGGAAGAAGUUCGAUUUGAAAGUUGCUGCUGUCGCAAACUACUUGAAGAACAAAGUCAAGGUCCGUCCGGGUGACCAUGUUGUGUUGAUGUAUACUCAUUCGGAAGAAUACGUAUGUGCGGUGCAUGCAUGCUUCUGCCUGGGAGUGGUAGCGAUUCCAAUGCCCCCAAUCGACCAGAAUCGCCUCAAUGAAGAUGCGCCCGCAUUCCUCCAUGUCAUUGCGGAUUUCCAGGUGAAGGCGAUCAUUGUCAACAAUGAUGUCGACCAUGUAAUGAAGCAGAAGAUCGUUUCGCAGCAUAUCAAACAAUCGGCUCAGGUCCUUCGCAUUGGUGUCCCGGCCAUUUAUAACACUACCAAACCUCCCAAGCAGUCUCACGGUUGCCGAGACCUCGGAUUCACAAUCAAACCAUCCUGGCUCGAGACCAAUCAACCAGCGGUGAUCUGGACCUACUGGACAGCAGAUCAGAGACGAAUAUCAGUCCAGAUUAACCACGAUACAAUCAUGGGCAUGUGUAAAGUGCAAAAAGAGACUUGUCAGAUGACGAGCUCCAGGCCCAUUCUCGGAAGUGUCCGCAGCACUCUAGGCAUAGGAUUCUUGCAUACCUGCUUAAUGGGCAUAUAUGUGGGUGCUGCAACAUAUCUUGUCUCUCCAGUCGACUUUGCGCAGAACCCUUCGUCCCUGUUCGUCACUCUGGCCCGCUACAAGAUCAAGGACACAUAUGCUACCAGUCAGAUGCUGGACUACGCCAUGAGCACAAUGCCCGGGAAAGGGUUCCAACUCCAGGAAUUGAAGAAUCUCAUGAUAUCAGCAGAAGGCAGACCCAGAGUUGAUAUCUACCAGAAGGUGCGGCUCCAUUUUGCCGCUGCCAGUCUGGACCGGACUGCAAUCAACACGGUUUAUUCACACGUUUUGAAUCCUAUGAUUGUCACGAGGUCAUACAUGUGCAUUGAGCCCAUCGAACUCUACCUCGACCUUCGAGCUCUUCGUCGAGGACUUGUAUAUCCCGUGGACCCAGACACUGAUCCUACCGCUCUCUUUGUACAGGACUCCGGAAUGGUACCUGUCAAUACGCAGAUAGCUAUUGUCAACCCGGAGACAUGCACUUUAUGUCAUGCCGGUGAAUAUGGUGAGAUCUGGGUGCAGUCGGACGCUUGUGCGAAAUCCUUCUAUGGCACCAAACAGGAAAUCGAUGUCGAACGAUUCAACGGCAGAGUUAUUGAUGGCGAUACGAGCGUGCCAUACGUGCGCACAGGAGACCUCGGUUUCCUUCAUACAGUCACUAGGCCCAUCGGCCACGGCGGCCAGCCUGUCGAGAUGCAAGUGCUUUUCAUCCUGGGAGGCAUUGGAGAGACCUUUGAAAUCAACGGGCUCAACCACUUCCCGAUGGACAUUGAAAAUUCCGUAGAGAAGUGCCAUCGCAAUGUUGUCAAAGGAGGAUGUGCUAUCUUCCAAGCCGGAGGUCUCGUCGUGGUUCUGGUGGAAGUGACGCGGAAAGCGUACCUGGCUUCGAUCGUGCCUGUUAUCGUGAACACGAUUCUGAACGAACACCAAGUGAUUGUCGACAUUGUCGCGUUCGUGUCUCAAGGAGAUUUCCCGAAGUCUCGUUUGGGCGAGAAGCAGAGAGGCAAGAUUCUAGCAUCUUGGGUCACGCGAAAGUUACGGACGAUUGCCCAAUUCAGCAUUCGUGAUGCAGACGCUUCCGAUACUCAAAUUGCAGAGAUUCCGGAGCCUCGCUCCAGUAGGAGUUCAAAGCCCGGCAGCACGAUGGGCAACAGCACGCGACGGUCAACUAUGGCACCUGAUAGUGACUUCAUGGCGGUACCAAGGUCUCCAGCCCAAAGUCAAGAAGUGAGAGGACCUGAAGGACCCCCUUCUAGAGUGGCCAGUCAGGCGUCUAUGCAGCAACAGUGGCAGCAGCAGCAACAACAACAACAACUGCAGCAGCAGCAACAGCAACAACAGCAACAGCAACAGCAAGAGCUGCAGCAGCAGGAGGAUAAGGAGAAGGAGGAGGAGCAACAGCGGCAAGAAGCCUACCAGCAGUACGACGAGGAGUAUCAAGCGCUGGCCAACGCUCCUCGCUAUCAACUUACUGAUGCUCCGGUGAGUUCGGAUAUCGAACCGAACUUUGACUUUGACGAUGAGAUCCCGGCACCGGCCCCUCUGAGCAUUAUGAACCCGGAUGUAGAUGAUAGCCCAUCUACAAUUACUGGCCUGAAUUUUGGAUCAGACUUCAGAGAUGGGGAAAGCGAGCACACGACUCGCCAGGCUGAUAUUCCUUCCGUCGAACUCAGUCCUCCUGUAGAGACACCGCCAGCGGUACCCGACAAGGAUCCUUUGCACGCAGUGGCCUCGAUGCCUGCGCGAGGACGUGAUUCUCUGCCCAGUCAGCAGCGGCGUAACAGCAGUCUUCCGGCCGGCUUCAGCGCACUGAAGAUCUCCGAGGAUGGUUCUAGCGCUCAGGAGGGACAGAGGUCACUGAGCCAAGGCUCCCUGCCCAAACACGAAGAGCAUAAUGAGAGUGAAGAGGAGUGGCCACAGGAGGCUCUCCUGUAUCAGAAGCAUCUGGGUAUCAAUAGCCCGGGCAAGGGAGAUGGGGAUGGUGUCGGUCGUAGCCCGAGUACGAACAGCUCGAUAGUGAGGAAGAGGUACGACGGUAGCGACUAUGACUUUUAUUGA